This is a messenger RNA of Sphenostylis stenocarpa, 1425 nucleotides long. Lineage: Eukaryota; Viridiplantae; Streptophyta; Magnoliopsida; Fabales; Fabaceae. The record is from the annotation of a GenBank genome assembly.
AUGCACUGCCGAAAUCAAAUCCUGCGCAAAUUGUCACUCCUUAUUGGAUUUGGACAUUGGAAUGGAGAGAGAAGCAAAAGAACGGAACUCAGCACAGUUGAAGGUAGAUCUGGUGUGGGUCACCACCCGAUAAAGUCAUGCACCCGCCGACCAUCUUUAUCCACCUCCGCGCAAAUGGAUAAUGAGCAAGCAUUUGAGUUUCUCGGUUGCGUUCCUCUUCUGCAGAGGCUUCCGAGCUCGUCUGUGAGGAAGAUAGCUCAACUUGUGAAUGUCAAACGCUAUGUGAAGCGGCUAGAGCCGGGAGAGUAUGUUGUUCGUGAGGGUGAACAUGGUGAUGGCGUGUACUUCAUAUUGGAUGGAGAGGCUCAGGUUGUUGGAUCUGUUAGUGCCAAUGAUGAAAAUCGCCCAGAGUUCCAGUUGAAAAGAUAUGACUACUUUGGUUAUGCUGACAUGCUUAGUGCUUCCCCAAGAGCACGCAACACUACUGCAGCCAAAAUCUAUCUGGAGAGCAGAAAAUGGUGUCGAGACAUGCUCACCUGUGGAGAAUAUAUUGCAUUUGGAACACUUGGAGAUAUCUUCCGAGGAAUUACCCUUCCAGAUGCUCCAAGAUUUGGAAAGGUGUUUGGGGGGCAGCUGAUUGGACAGGGACUGGCCGCAGCGUCAAAAUCUGUUGACUGUCUAAAGGUUGUUCAUAGUUUGCAUGCCUAUUUUAUUCUUCCUGGGGAUUUAAAAAUUCCAAUUACAUAUCAAGUUUAUCGUAUCCGUGAUGGGAAGAGCUUUGCUACAAGGAAAGUAAAUGGAAUUCAAAAGGGAAUUGUCAUAUUCACAUUGCUGGCUUCAUUUCAAAAAGAAGAAUCAGGGAUGGUCCACCAGGAAGUAACUAUACCAUCUGUCCCACCACCAGAUAAGCUUCUGCCAAUGGAAGAGCUACGGGAGAGACGUCUUACUGACCCUCGUUUACCAAUAAUCUACCGGAACAAAGUAGCUACAUCUCAAUUUAUCCCCUGGCCCAUAGAGAUACGGUUAUGUGAAUAUGAAAUGUCAACAAAUAUGACAAAAUCUCCUCCCAGUUUGAGAUACUGGUUUAGAGCAAAGGGAAAACUUUCAGAUGAUCAAGCCUUGCAUAGGUGCGUGGUUGCAUUUGCUUCAGAUCUAAUAUUUCUUCAAGUAAGUCUGAAUCCGCACCGUGAGAAGGGUUUCAGGACACGUUCUGUUAGUCUGGAUCACUCUAUGUGGUUUCACCGAUCUGUAAAAGCUGAUGAUUGGAUGCUAUUUACGAUUUUUACUCCUAGUGCCCAUAGCGCCCGCGUCUUUGUGAGCGGCCAAAUGUUCAACCCGAAGGGAGAGCUUCUUGUAUCAUUGGUUCAAGAAGGACUAGCCAGGAAAAUUAAUCAAGCAAAUUCACCAAUUAAAUCUAAGUUGUGA